Messenger RNA from Topomyia yanbarensis, 2010 nucleotides. RefSeq lists its product as uncharacterized. NCBI's taxonomy places the organism in Eukaryota, Metazoa, Arthropoda, Insecta, Diptera, Culicidae. The record is from RefSeq and is a predicted model, not a curated record. The coding region runs from base 1 to 2010 and encodes 669 amino acids. The transcript is spliced from 2 exons. Gene Ontology annotation, molecular function: zinc ion binding; nucleic acid binding.
AUGGAUUCGCUCAGACCUGUCAAACCGUUUGACGCGAAAGUUGAUCAAUCGCAGUUGGCUUCCGAGUGGAGGAAGUGGAAGCGUUGCUUGGAAUAUUAUUUGGAAGCUAGCAAUAUUACGGGGCAGCGAGAAAAACGAAACCAGCUUCUCCAUUUGGGUGGUGUAGAUCUCCAAGAUAUUUUUGAUAAUCUUCCUGGCGUAAACGACAUCCCUCACGUAACUCUUGAUCCGCCGUUCUAUGAUGUGGCCGUAGAGAAACUUGAUGCCCAUUUUCAACCGACGCGUAGACGAACAUACGAACGCCACAUUUUUCGACAAAUCUCUCAACAGCAAGGGGAACGGUUUAAUGACUUUGUGAUGAGAUUGAGAAUUCAGGCCAACCGUUGUGAAUUCGAUCAGGAGGGGAAUUCAGUCCUUGAAAGUAUGAUCAUUGACCAAAUUGCCGAGAAAUGUGUGUCGUCGGCGUUGCGAAAGAAAAUUUUAGAAAAAGACCGUUCAUUGAGUGAGGUUGUGGCAAUCGGCAAAACAAUCGAAGAUGUUGAGGCUCAGUGCAAAGAAUUAAAAGGCUCAGAUUCAACAACGAAACCGUUUGGAGAAAUCAACAAAGUGGAUUUUCCGGACCAUCGUUAUUCUCGAAACGAAGGGUUUUCUCAGAAAUCGAAGUUUUCAAUGUCUUCGCCCAGAAUGGAUCAACGUAACCGCUGGGAUUUCCAACCACAAGCAUCCGGUUUUCAGGGACGAACCAAUUGGAAUCCUCGAAAAAAUGACAAAUUUCGUUGGUCAAACCCAAAUCAAUUUCAAUGGUCAUGUGAUACCCGGAUCUGUUUUGGUUGCGGUCGUCGUGGUCAUGUAAAGGAUAGUCCGGAUUGCGUUGCGAAAUUGGCACAAUGUUUGAGAUGUAAGCGUUCGGGGCAUUUUGCAAAGUGGUGCACGAAAAGACCCUGCGAGGAUGCAGUACCAGGACUAUCGGCGAAAAGGAUCAAAGCAAUUUACAAUGAAAAUGAAGAGAAACAGAAGGAUAAAACAGAGGAUAUUUGCUACGUUAUGGGUCAAAACGUAUUCCAGUUCAAAGUCGGGGGAGUCAAUAUACCAAUGGCGAUUGAUUCGGGCGCUGCAGCUAACGUGGUUCAUUGUGCUGCUUGGCAAAAACUGAAGGCGGCUGGGGCCGAAAUAGACUAUCAAUCUCAUACCUAUCGGUCAUUCAAAGCAUAUGGGUCCAAAUCUCCACUUAAAUUGGCGGGAAUGUUCAGAGCAAAAAUCCAAGCUGGGGAUAACUGCACGGAAGCUAUAUUCUAUGUUGCUCUAGAUGGGACACAGUCUUUGCUAGGUGAUGAGACGGCAAAGAGAUUGAAGGUGUUGAAAAUUGGUUUUCAGAUCGCCGAUGUGUCUGAAGAUUCGCCUAAGUUUCCGAAGAUGAAAGGAAUCUUGAUUGAAAUACCUAUUGAUCCAAAUAUCAAGCCCGUGCAACAAUCAUAUCGUAGUGUACCUUUUGCACUGGAAGAAAAAGUGACCGAUAAACUAAGCUAUCUUUUGGAUCAAGACAUUAUUGAACGCGUACAAGAGCCAUCAGCGUGGGUAUCACCCAUAGUUCCGAUAUUAAAAGAUUCCGGGGACAUUCGUUUGUGUAUCGACAUGCGCCGGGCAAACCAAGCGGUGUUGAGAGAGACCCAUCCACUGCCGAUAGUCGAGGAAAUGUUUGGAUCAAUCAAUGGAGCUAUGCGUUUUUCAAAAGUGGACAUAAAAGAUGCCUAUCACCAGGUAGAGAUUUCGAAAAGGUCAAGAGAGAUAACCACGUUUAUAACUAAGCAGGGUUUGUUCAGAUACACUAGUCCUAGGAGAUUCAGAAAGGGUAUAGACGACAAGAAUCAGCAAAUGUCUGGGAAUGAAAUAGAGGAGAAUAUCGAAAUGCGACCACGACGGAGUAUGAAACGACCAGGCUACUUGGAUGACUACAAUGUAGCGAUGAUAGCGGAAAGUUUGAACAGAAACGAAUACAACGUGGAGUUUUAG